Molecule: messenger RNA, 3641 nt
Organism: Cladocopium goreaui
Lineage: Eukaryota; Dinophyceae; Suessiales; Symbiodiniaceae
Source: the annotation of a GenBank genome assembly
CAUACCCACGCGAUGCGUCCUAAACCCAUCCCUCCUCGAUGCCGGCACCAACGGCUGGAGUCGCUGGAACUUGGAAUUCACGCUGGCAAAAGGACUUGAAGCAGUGGCAAGUGGGCAGGCCAGAUGCGGUGUCCGCCCAAAAGGUUAUUCGCGCUUGUCAGCGAGCAGAUCAGUGGCAGUAUGCACUGGCCGUCUUUUUUGACCUGCCAACGCGGCGCCUUGUGGCUGACAGGAAGACAUUGGAAUUGACGAUCGACGCUUGUGUGAAACCUGGAUUGUGGAGUGUUGCAAUUGAACUCAUGGAAAGGAUGCAAGACGAAUCAGUCACACCAGACCUUUCUGUCAGCCACGCAGUGUUGAGAGUUUGCAAGAAAAGUGGUCGCUGGCAGCAUGCUGUGCACCUGCUCUUCCACACGCCGGUGACUCCAGAUGCUGGCAGUUUCAGUUCCGCCAUCAGUGCCUGCGAGAAGGGCAGCGCCUGGGAGCACGUUACAGCCGUGCUGUUUGCCAUGCCUCUGGAGGUGCUUCCGCCGGGUACUGCAUGCGGCGCAGCUGUAAGUGCCUGCAAGAGAGGUGGACAUUGGCACCAAGCUAUUGCUCUUCUGGAUGCGUUGCUCAAAAUGAAGGCAACGCCAGACGAGAUCAGCUACAAUGCAGCCAUUGUAGCAUGUGGAAAAAAAAGCUGGGAAGCAUCACUUCAGGUUUUCGAAAGGAUGCGCGUGCUGCACAUCCGCCCAGAUAUUAUCAGUUAUGGCUCUAUUACGCAUGCUUGCGGGGCAAGCGGGCAGUGGGAACGAGCGCUUUUCUUUUUUCAGGAUUUGCGCCUCGCACAGCUCCAAGCCAACGAAAUUCUCUACAGCUCCUUGAUCAAGGCGUGUGAUAUUGGUGGUGAAUGGCAAGUUGCACUGGAGUUGCUGCGUCAGAUGCAUAUGGACAGUGUCAGGGCUGAUGUGGUGGUGUAUGGGACUGCCAUAAGUGCCUGCGAGCAAGAUGGCUACUGGAUGGAAGCCCUGCAUUUGAUGAACAGCAUGGUGGAGUCCACCAUUGAGAUGAAUUUGGUGUGUUGCAAUGCGGCAGUUAGUGCUUGUGACAAAGGCGGUCAGUGGCAGCGUGCGUUGCUCCUCUUGAACUCUGCCAGUCAGCUGUCGCUUCAAGGCGACACGAUCACCUACAGUGCAGCAAUCAGCGCAUGCCAAGAGUGCUACAAGUGGGAAGAAUCUUUGGAAUUGCUUAGGAUCAUGAUGGGUGAGAAGGUUGAAGCCAAUGAGAUCACCUACACCACAGCUAUCAGCGCAUUGGAGAAAGCUGGCUAUUGGACGUCUGCUUUGACCAUGAUUGCAAGGAUGUCUGAAGUUGCCUUGGAGCCAACAAUUGCAUCCUAUGGGGCCGCCAUGAGUGCCUGUGAUGCAGCUGCUGCAUGGACCUUUGCUAUGAAUCUGCUGGAUGAAAUGCUGCGAAAGCGCCUGGUGCCCACUGGCCUCAUCGCGGGUUCGGCCCUGGGAGCCUUGCGCGACAAGAGGAGGGCCCAGGAGCUGUUGAGCGAGCUCCUCCCAUAUUGGUUUCGGCUGGAUCACUCCCAGCCAGUAGCUCAAGGCCUUGAGCAGAUCGCCUCAGUUUGCACAGUCUUGGCGUCGGCUCCUGGGAUCCUGGCAGUCAUGAAACCUGCGGGGCUGAGGACUGAGGAGUUGGUGGCUUCGCUGGAAAGAGUCGGGUUCCAGUGGCCUUUGUACUUGGUCUCCCGACUGGACCAGCCGACGUCUGGCGUUUUGCCUCUAGCCCUGGGUGGCGAUGGCUCAACGGCGGUGAACUGGCUCCAGGCUCAAUUUGCUGGCAGACUUGUGGAGAAGGAGUACAUUUGCUUGGUUGAAGGCAGAGUUGGAGAGCUUGGAUUCUCUGGGAAGAUCUCAACGCCUUUGUUGACGAUCAGAAAUGGGGAUCAAAUGCGUACUGAAGUGUCGGAGAUGGGUCGUGAUGCACGCACUGAAUACGAGGUACGGGCAUUGUAUAUCGCUGCGAACCUUUCACUUGAGCUGAGCCUUCUAUCCGUUCAGCCCCACACAGGGCGAACGCAUCAAAUUCGAGUUCACAUGGCAAGCAUAGAACAUCCCAUCGUGGGGGACUUGACCUACGGAUCAAAGCGUGAUCCCCAACAGUUUCCCUACGCUGAUCGGCUAUUUCUGCACUGCUCACGGGUGCGGAUGAAGGAUUUCACGUUUGCGACCUUCGAGGCUCGUGCACCGCUGCCCUCCAAGCUCUCACAGGUGCUGGAGGCACUGGAGCCACUGGAGCCUUGGCUUCGAGAAUGGACCACGGUGAUUCUGGGUGCUACUGUCACAUUUCUCUUCUCGUACUUCUUCUAUGGCUGGGCUGCUUUGCAAGCCCUCUUCGAACUGGAUGGAGUAUAUCGGGAAGUGUGUCCAGCAGAAGAGCCCCUGUGCUCAGAUCGUGGGAGUCGCAUGAUCUUCCUGUACAGCGUGGACAAUACCGUGACGAUUCUCUCGGGUACAAUCUUUGGCAUCUUAGUGGAUCGCACCGGUCCAGUAGUUCUAUGCAUCCUGGGGGCCGUGCUGCAAUCUCUGUCCUUGCUGCUGAUGGGUUGGACAGAUGGAAAUCCAUCAAAUGUGAUGGACCCGCUUCUGCUGGCCUUUGUCAUCGGUGGGGUUGGUGGCACAGCCCUGAUGAUCCAGUCACUAAAGCUGGCCUUCAUUGUUGCACCCGCACGUUUCGCCUUGGUGAUGACUGUGGCCAACUGCUUGGUAGACUCUUCAUCUGUGGUGCCUCUGGGACUGUAUCGAUUGUACGUGGCCGGAGUGUCGCGUGGGGCCAUUUUUACCGGUUAUGCUGCACUCUGCUUUGCUCUGAGUAUGUGUUUGGCAUACAGUUGGUGUGGAAAACCCAGCGCCAGAUUACAUGCCACUAACCAACAGGAAAGCGAUGCGGCAGAAUCCAAGCGAGAAAAUCUAUCAACAUCCCGGCCACGGCUGCAUGGGCUUUCAGUGCGGGAGCAAUUGUGCACCGUGGAGUUUGCCUUCGCGGUAACUUUCAUGAUGACCAUGGUGUUCCGAAGCAACGCAUAUCUUGGUGUGAUCAAAGAGCUGCUGCAAGACCUUGGGGAUGCAAAAGUGGAUAAUCUCUACACACAGGUACUCACACUUCUACUUCCAGCAUCAACACUGCUGAUUCCUCUUUUCGACAUUUGCAUGAAGAGAGGAGGUUUUGCAGUGACAUUUCUGGUGGUGUUGUUCUUGGGUUUGAUUUGGAAUGUGGUGAUGUUGAUUCCAAGCCUUGGGGUGCAAGUGGUCGGUUUUGCUGCUUUUACCAAUUUUCGCGGAUUGCUCUUCGCCUCUUUCUUCACAUUUAUUGGGCAUACUUUCGGCAACCGGACCUUUGGCCGAAUCAAUUCCAUUUUGUGGUUCCUGACCUUCCUGACAUCGCUCCUGAUGGUGCCUCUGACCGAGCUCUCAAAGGCCUGGACCGGGGAUAUGACUGCCAUGCAUGUCGUCCUGCUCAUUGUGUGCCUGCCAGCCGUCAUCAUGACGCUGCUGUUGGCACUGCAUCUUCGGAAAUACCCAGCGGGCGACAUCAUUCAGUCGCAACAGUCGCGGCCCGAAGAGGCCCAGAAAGCCAGGCCAGAAGUGUAG